This is a messenger RNA of Tripterygium wilfordii, 797 nucleotides long. RefSeq lists its product as uncharacterized. Bases 92 to 466 code for a protein of 124 amino acids. The record is from RefSeq and is a predicted model, not a curated record. Gene Ontology annotation, cellular component: chloroplast envelope. The transcript has 4 exons. NCBI's taxonomy places the organism in Eukaryota, Viridiplantae, Streptophyta, Magnoliopsida, Celastrales, Celastraceae.
AGGAUAACCCUAGCGUCUUGCUAAAAAUCCUUCCAACACAAAUAAAACAAAAAAAACGGCAGUGACGGUCUCACAAGAAGAAGAAUUAGAGAUGUCGAGAAAAGGUGGAGCUGAGCUGCAAAAGGAUGCGCCAUGGCGGGUUUCAACCGGAAAACCCGUCCCCAAGAUACACCAUUCCCCUGUUCUCCGCAUAUCCCAAAAUCCUUAUUCCAAUUAUGCCAUCGCCGUCAUGAAGCACCCGAACCCGAUAGGAGAUGGGUUAGCAACGGAAGCAGUGGUGGAGUCUGCAGGACCUGAUUGCAUUGUACCAGGCCAGAUAAUGCCCGUUAAAUUACUUGGGGUCAAGGUAUGGCCUAUCAGUGUCGACCUGAAAUUUUUGGAACCAGUUGGACGAGAACUUAAGUUGUUGGGAAAGUUCAUGGACGAUGCAGUUACUCUCAUGAACAAAUCAUUCAUUGACCGGUAGUGGCAUGCAGCUGCUGAUUCAGGGUUGCAAAUUUUCAUCCAUUGUGGCAAUGAGCAGAACCUAGCAUAGCAGAGUGACUAUAAAUGAGAUUCAGAUGCCUCUUUUUGCUCCUUGUUCUCUUAUAAAUAAUAAUAAAAAAUAUAUAUCUAGGUCAGAAACUAGAAAAGCUUGAAUGCUUGAUGUUGUUAUAUUAUAUAGUCAGAGUGAAGAUGGCACUUUUUUCAUUGUCUUUUGGGGGUCUAAGAGUAUUUUGGGGAAGUGAAGUUACUUAUUGCUGGAUGCAUUUUAUUAUAUCGUGAAAUUUGAAUAAAUGUUUCUACAUUUGAAAUUU